GGCGGCAAGGUUGAACCAGGUGAAACCGUAGCGGAAGCUGCCGCGCGUGAACUCAAAGAAGAGGCGGGUAUCGAAGCGCCUCUCGAACAUUAUGGCACGUUCUUGUUCGUCACUCGCGGUGGGUCAGAAUGGGCGUUCCAGAUAGAAAUAUUCCGCGCUGAGGAUUACAGCGGUACUCUUGUCGAGACGGAUGAAAUGCGGUUUCAGUGGUUCGCCAUGCCAGAAAGUGCCAAAGCUGAACCAUCGCAGUUUACCGCUAUAUCUUCUACGGCUGCAACCGAACCUGAUCUUCUGGCCAUACCGUUUGACAACAUGUGGGAGUCAGACAAGUACUGGUUACCCUUGCUACUCUCGAAGCAUCGCUUUAUCGGGCGCACGGAUUUUGACAGCGUCAGUGAAUCAUUCGUCCUCAAGAAAUGGUGGUUUGGAGUUGCAGCAUAG
Molecule: messenger RNA, 441 nt
Organism: Heterobasidion irregulare TC 32-1
Lineage: Eukaryota; Fungi; Basidiomycota; Agaricomycetes; Russulales; Bondarzewiaceae
Exons: 3
Biological process (GO): DNA protection
Molecular function (GO): 8-oxo-7,8-dihydroguanosine triphosphate pyrophosphatase activity
Source: RefSeq, a predicted model, not a curated record